Molecule: messenger RNA, 198 nt
Organism: Paracoccidioides brasiliensis Pb18
Exons: 1
Coding region: 1-198 (65 amino acids)
Molecular function (GO): protein binding
Source: RefSeq, a predicted model, not a curated record
AUGUUUGGCAGACUACCGGUCGAAUUGGUGGAACAAGCUGUCCAGGAACUUGACAAGAAGAGCCUCACCAAUUUGGUGCAAGUCAACAAAGAGUUUCGCAGAAUUGCCGAAAAGCAUCUAUACAAGAAGAUGGGCCCUAAACCUUCAGCAGCCACCCACCUCAAGAUAUUAAGAUUGUUGAGAUUCAUCCAUGAAUGA